ACCGAGCAAGAGGGGAAGCCAAACAGCUCUCUCUCUCUGUCUGUGUGUGUUCAGUUCAGUAAAAUCUGAUAAAGCGAUGACAGCCACAGUUGUUUGUGUAUAAAGCUGUUUGAAAACAAUCACCGCACAGGAAGAGCCGCGGAUCCGCCGGAUGACGGAGCGUCCACAGGAUGGCAGGAGUGUUCGACAUCGACUUGGAGACCGAGGACGUCAGUGACACGGAGGAUGACGUGUGUGACUUCACUUUGGCAGAACCAGAAAAUGUUCAGACGGAGGAGGUGGAGCUGACCAGCAAAAGCGUCAACAGGGACUGCGAGAGAGUCGGACCGGACUGCUUCGAGCUCCUUACAGUGCUGGGAAAGGGAGCUUAUGGCAAGGUUUUCCAGGUGAGGAAGGUUCAAGGGGCCCAGACGGGGAAGAUCUUUGCCAUGAAGGUCCUGAAAAAGGCAAAGAUAGUGUGUAACGCUAAAGACACGGCCCAUACGCGAGCGGAGCGGGAGAUCCUGGAGACGGUGAGGCACCCGUUCAUCGUGGAUCUGCUGUACGCCUUCCAGACCGGAGGAAAGCUUUACCUCAUUCUGGAGUGUCUGAGUGGAGGAGAGCUGUUCAUGCAGCUGGAGAAGGAAGGCAUCUUCAUGGAGGACACUGCCUGUUUCUAUCUCGGAGAAAUCACGCUGGCCCUCGGUCACCUCCACUCUAAUGGGAUCAUUUAUCGGGACCUGAAGCCUGAAAACAUCAUGCUCAAUCACCAAGGACACAUCAAGCUGACCGACUUCGGGCUCUGCAAGGAAUCAAUUCACGAUGGAACCGUCACGCACACCUUCUGCGGCACCAUAGAGUACAUGGCUCCAGAGAUCCUCACCAGGUCGGGUCACAACAGAGCGGUGGAUUGGUGGAGCCUCGGGGCGCUGAUGUACGAUAUGAUGACUGGAUCGCCUCCAUUCACAGCCGAAAACAGGAAGAAGACCAUCGAUAAGAUCUUGAAGUGUAAACUCAGCCUGCCCCCGUACCUGACAAUCGAUGCCAAAGACCUCAUCAAAAAGCUGUUGAAGAAGAACCCAGCCCAAAGGCUGGGCUCCAGUAAAGCAGACUGUGCUGAUAUCCAGAAACACCCGUUCUUUAAGCACAUUAACUGGGACGACCUGCUGCACAAGAGAGUGGAGCCACCGUAUAAGCCUCAGCUGCAGUCGGAUGAGGACGUGAGCCAGUUUGACACCAGGUUUACCAGACAGACGCCGGUGGACAGUCCCGAUGACACUUCGCUCGGCCACAGCGCCGAGCUCGCCUUUGCCGGAUUCACAUACGUGGCCCCAUCGGUCCUCGAGAGUCUAAAAGAAGGCUUCUCAUUCGAACCCCGCACACGAAACGUACGCCGACACAACAGCAGCCCCCGCACCCCCAUCAGUCCUUUAAAAUUUUCUCCUGCUGGGCCCUUCAAGUCCAGCGUUGACGGAGAGCCGGACCUUUUCUCGCCCACGUCUCCGCCGGCAGCCGCGGCUCCGGUUCCCGUGCCGCUGGAAAACGGAGCCGCCAGUCAGCCAAUCAAAACCCCCGCGAGGAACAAGAAGUCGAAAGGACAUCGGAGAUGAGGAGGCGCUCCUCGGAGAGCGAGCCUCGGUCAGAUUCAGGUUUUCUUUAGUAGAGCUGAGGGACAGAAGUUGAAGUGUUGUGAGUUUUGCUUUUCAGAGUGGUUUAACUCAGAGGUCCCCGAAAAGCCGGCGCCUUCACUUUGUCAUUAUUAACUUACAUCUCAUGCAGAUACAGCUGCUCCUGUCCAGCACUUCCUGUCUGCCAUUGUGACUGUCACCACGUAGGAGCCUCAGCUUUAUCAUUCAUCUCUAAGCUUUAGUUUACAGCAUAUCUGCAGUUGCAUUUCUGUCACACUGUGCCACUAAUAUCUGGGAAACAAGGAAUCUCAAUAGAAAGAGGGCCAUAGAGCCACUGAUUAUUCUUCACAAGGUCAGGCAGAUGACUGAUAGUAACCAAGUUUAAUCUUGUAUGACUAUUCUGGUGUGAUCUCAGCAAAGGGAAGCUGCGAUAUAAAGUUUUGAGGGGAUUAAUUAGGUCAUCAGCUUUUAAUUAGUUCAUCAGAGUUUGUGCAAAGAGGUCGGCUAUCACAGGCUGACGUUUUAAUUAGCGGGCUGAUGAACGAUCACAUGAUUGAAGGUAGAAAUUGACCUUCGGCCAUCGGGACAUCAGGUUUGUAGCUUCAGGCUAAAGCGGUGGGAUUAGGGUGGAACAAGAAAAUGUAUUCAUGAACGUCUGUGAGGAUCUCUGAGGACCUUCACGUUCACUGCCAAAGGUGUUCACACACAUGCUGUCGUCAUAUUUUACAGCCGGACCAAUCACACCGUAGCUGGGUGCACUUUAACGGGAGGGAAGGAGUUUAUUUAUUCAUCAAAUAGGAAAAUAGGAGCACGUGUUAAACGCAUUAAACUAUAGCCAUCAGUGCAAUGUACAGUCAAAGCAGCCUGCUGCACAUGGUGCUCUCAGAUGACAAACAACUUGUAUAAAAAGAAUAUUUUUGGGGUAAUCGAACAAAAUAUUUUUGCACGUGAAAUUGAGGUCAAAUAGCGUUAAUAAAAGGUGUUAUUGGCUGACUCGCCCAGUCACACAGUAAUUCAGCACUGAGUGGUUUCAGCUUUUUGGUCUUUCUUUUCCUCUUUUCUCUGAAAUAAUAAGAAAUCAGGUUUUAGUACCGGAGGAAAACAGCAGACCUGCAUGACUCUUAAAGGUGCUUGUUGUAAAUGCUUAUGUUCAAAAAAGCAUUUUAAAGCUUUCCAAAUGUAAACGGCUGCUAUGAUUGAAGUCCAAAGCCAUGUGCUUAAGUGAGAUCAACUGAAUCUGAAUUAGGACUGGGCCGUACCUUUGUGUAAUACCAGUCUGCACCACAAGAUGGUGCAGUGAGUCACUAUAAGCUUUAUUUAACCAGGGAAGUCAUUAAGACACAUAUGCAGUGGUGGACAAAGUACUCAACUCUCAUACUUAAGUAAAAGUACUGAUACUCGUAGUCAAAUCUUACUCAGCUACAAGUAAAAGUUGCUCAGUCAAAAGUUUACUCAAGUUAAAGUACUGAAGUACUUACUUUUGAAAAUACUCAAGUAUUCAAAAGUACAUGCAUUUAAAAAUACUCAAGUAUCCAAAAGUGCAAAUCGUAUUUUCUAAUAUCAGUACAUUGGGGUAUUGUUUUCAGUGCAUUUACAAAACCUUGUAACUUGCUGAAACCACCUGAUGGUGU
This is a messenger RNA of Archocentrus centrarchus (flier cichlid), 3238 nucleotides long. RefSeq names its product ribosomal protein S6 kinase beta-2-like. The transcript is spliced from 16 exons. The record is from RefSeq and is a predicted model, not a curated record. Gene Ontology annotation, molecular function: ATP binding; protein serine/threonine kinase activity. Gene Ontology annotation, biological process: signal transduction; protein phosphorylation. Lineage: Eukaryota; Metazoa; Chordata; Actinopteri; Cichliformes; Cichlidae. Bases 171 to 1589 code for a protein of 472 amino acids.